GAGCUGCCGCACGAUAGCCUAGCUGACUCAUCGAAAGCUUAUCGUUAUCGGGCCAGCUAGAUAGUAUUAUAGCACCGGUAAAGUAAAGCGUGCGGGGCAUUGCACAAAGCUUGAGCGCAUGCAGCAGGUAGUAGGUAGAAAGUUAGAAACCAAAAGUGCACAGUUUGGUUCUCACCUCCAUUCAGUUCAUAAUGCGAUUUUCUCGCCCUCUCAAAUCAUCAAAUCAAUCUCUUCCGAGUCCCAAUGGAGCAUAUAUUGCGACUAUUCUGCCAUCGACACUCCAACUCAGAGAAACGCGCUCCCUUGAAAUAAUACGCUCCAUAUCACUUCCACCUGAACUCGCAGCCUCAAUAAACUCGUUUGUAUGGUCGUGUUCUUCCAAUCGUCUACUUGUAGCGUCUGCGGAUGUCAUACGCAUAUUUUCCCCAAGUGAUGAUCGCUUUUCAGCCAAAAUUACAAGCCCGACUUCAGGAACUACGAAGACAACCUUUAUUUCAUUUGGAGGAAACGACGAUGAAGUCUGUAUCUUUUCGGAUUUUGGUUUAAAGUUGACCGUUUUUAAUCUGGCUACUUCGAAGUCAGUCGAUAUUACCUCUCCUAAGCUCUUUACUCCUGCUACUGCCGCAAAAGGAUUCUCACACCGUCCGCGAUCCGGAAACCUGGCUCUAUUGACGAGAAUUGGCGGCAAAGACGUGAUUAGUAUACACAAAUCAGGAAGCUUGGAGGUCAUAAGAUCAUGGCUACCAGAAACAAUUGACGCUCAGGAGAUAACUUGGAGCCCAGAUGGAAAAUGGAUAACAAUAUGCGAAUCUGCCAGCCAAGGUCACAAAUUACUGCUUUAUACAGCCGAUGGUCACUUGUAUAAGGUUUGGAAUGGCCCGACCCCGAUUCUAGAGGAAGAAAAGGACAUCGCUCUAGGGGCUGGAAUUAAAAUGACCGAGUGGAGCCCAACAGGAACACAUAUUGCUAUUUCCGAUUUUAGUCGAAGAGUUGUGCUGUUGGCUGCUCCAGCGUUCUCAGAAUCUAUGGUUUUAUCCCACGUACCUUCUGUAAACCCUACAGAUACGCUACACGUUUGGAAUGAACAAAUUUUGCCAUCUCCCAAUGGAGGUUUCACCCGAGAAUUCGUCCGAGGGAAACAGCCGACAUUACCUCCAACAGCAGCUGCCAUUCCAACUGCAGAGCCGAAGACUGGCACCAAUAUGGUGACUUUCGAUAUUUCUGGCACAUUACUAGCAACUAAGGUUGAGGAAAUGCCAUCGGCAGUUUGGGUUUGGGAUGUUGGGUCUCGAUCACUUAGAGCGCUGCUGAUAAUGCACGCUCCGGUAGCUAGGGUGACUUUUCAUCCUAGUGUCAACGAACUUUUGAUGAUAAGAUGUGAGGGCGAAGAAAACAAGGGCCGCCUCCAAUUAUGGGACCCAUCUUGGGAGGCUCCAAGAAUUGUUAAUUUUGGAAUGCAAAUGCCCGAAGGUAAAAUCAUUGGAAAGUCGAUCACCAAAUGGCUCAACGUAGCAUCUGUAUCUCCUUCUAUUUUCUUUAGCGAUUCGCAAGACUGCAUUCUCUUAUCAUUGUCCAAGCUGGAGGAUACCGAAAUGGUCCCUUGGCAUGAUUCUGAGGCGAGAGGAGUCGAUAUUUACGGUCAGACACAAGAGUCGCCCUUGAAUCUCGUUGAAGGCGAUGGCAAGCGACAUUCAAAACGUGUGAACGAGGAUGACAUCGCAGAAAGUGAUAACAUAUACAUGGAUAUGAGCGAUGGGAGCGAGGAGCUCGACGAUACCUUUCACUUUCGCAAAACCUAACACCCACGAGCCGAGGAGAGCGGUUUGAUUGACAUGCCAUGCGAUUUCCCAGAGGAGUAUUCCCUGCUUAUGUUGAGGGGCCCCUGACCCCACAACUGUGUGGUGGGAAAUGCAAGAAUCGAAGAUUUCGAUGGGCUUUGUACGAUUCUCUCUACAUGUGCAUUCAAAGACAGUGAGUGGCCCACGUUUGCCUGACUUAUGAUAUGAUUUCUGAGCUUUCCGCAUGUGGCUCGUUGACCAUGAUUUUGUGCCCUUUGUUCGAGGGCUGUUGUGCUACUCCAUCAUUAAUCAAUCUGUGGACGCGAGAAACCAAAAAGAAGCCCGAGAAAUCUUAAUCUGAAUAAAUGUAUUGCCUGCAUUCUCCUAUCUGCCCACCAAACCCCAUGGUCUACUCCACAGUGCGGCGAAGCAGGUGACGAGUCUAGAAUACGAAUCAAACCUCCCCAAAGCUUUCGCGUUCAUAUACGAGAAAGCUAUUGGUUGUAAUCAUCAGCACAACAUAGCCUUGGUCUGCCCAAUAUGCAAAACAACACGAUGCUAAACCUAAACCAGUAAGCCUUUCCGGGGGUUCAGACACUGCCCAUGGAUAUCUGGAUGUGUGGAAGAUUGGAAGUGUGGAAGUCUUUUCCACAUUUUCCAUAAUGAUUCUGGAAAGUGGCUCGCUCCCCA
Botrytis cinerea B05.10 is the source of this 2468-nucleotide messenger RNA. RefSeq lists its product as hypothetical. Lineage: Eukaryota; Fungi; Ascomycota; Leotiomycetes; Helotiales; Sclerotiniaceae. Gene Ontology annotation, molecular function: protein binding. Gene Ontology annotation, biological process: protein localization to mitotic spindle pole body; microtubule anchoring at mitotic spindle pole body; mitotic sister chromatid segregation. The record is from RefSeq and is a predicted model, not a curated record. Bases 192 to 1799 code for a protein of 535 amino acids. Gene Ontology annotation, cellular component: microtubule organizing center; MWP complex; mitotic spindle. The transcript has 3 exons.